ACGAACUCCUUCCUUAGGGUUUUAUCAUUUCCCUGUCUGUUAAUUCCUUUCUAUUUCUUCAUUCUCAUCCAUUAUUCGAUUCAACUAACAAUCCUUCGCCCGCCAAAAUCAAUUUAUGAAUUCUCAAUCAACAAACUCAUUUUCUUUUUGUUCUUUUCUCCUUUUUAUUUGGAGAUCAGGAUUUGACUAAUGACUAAUGAUUCCUGAAAAGGGAUUUUCUUACAUUUAUGUUUUUUGUUAUUGAUUGGAUGAUGAUGCUGACAAUCUGUAUUACUCUGAUAUCUUUAGUUGGUCGAUUUCAAUUUUUCUUUUUUCUUUUUUAAAAAAUAAAGAUGGAAUAUAUGGAAAUGGAAUUUACAUAGGAAUCAAGACUUCUUAUGUUUGCAGCUUUCUUUUAAUUUGUACAAUAGUUUAAUGUAGCUUUGUUAGUUUUUGUUCAAGAGUUAGUUACGUGAGUUGGAAAUCUGUUACCUGUUGAUUGAUCAUGUUUGUGCAUAACUUUUAGUUUAGGUGAAGUUUUCUUGAUAUUGUAUAUAAAGUUGAUCAGGACUCGAGGGCAUUAAUAUGUUCCAUCCAUAUUUGUACAAAAUAUGAUCAAGCUGGGAUUGGGGAGCGAUGGAAGUAUCAUUAAUGGAUCCUUAUGGGACCAAUCCUGGACCAAUUGAGAGCUCGGUUCUGUAUGACCAAGAGAAGCAUGUGUCCUCAGCAGUUUGGGAUGGGCAGGAGCGUGGUGCACUUAGGUGUCAUGAGCACACUUCCAAGCUUGAUCAGUGGACACUUACAGCCAAGCAAAUUGAACUAGUUGAGAGAGCUGGAUUUGGGUAUUUGAGGUUGAUUCCUGCUAUUAGUCUGGAUAACCCACUAAUCUCGGCUUUGGUUGAGAGGUGGAGAAGAGAAACAAAUACCUUCCACUUGAAUGUUGGAGAAUUGACUGUUACCCUGAAAGAUGUUGCCCUCUUACUUGGACUUGCAAUUGAUGGAGACCCUGUUAUUGGUCUAACAUAUACAACUUGCCACUCUGUAUGCGAGAGGUAUCUAGGCAGAGCACCAGAUCCUGGCUAUACGAGUGGUGGAAUGGUUAAGCUUAGUUGGUUGAAAGAGUUCUUUUCUCGGUGCCAUGAAGAUGCUUCAAUGGAAAUUGUUGAACGCCAUACACGUGCUUACCUUCUUUACCUUGUAGGCAGUACAAUAUUCUCCACUACAACUGGGAAUAAAGUACCAGUCAUGUACCUUCCCUUGUUUGAGAAUUUUGACCAGUGUGGGAAGUUUGCUUGGGGAGCAGCUGCUUUAUCAUUUUUGUACAGAGCUCUCGGGAAUGCUUCCUUAAGAUCACAAAGUACCAUCAGUGGUUGCCUAACCUUAUUGCAGUGUUGGAGUUAUUUUCACCUUAAUAUUGGGCGUCCAAAGCUAAAUCAUGAUCCAAUGCAUAAUCGCUUUCCGUUUGUGCUUAGAUGGAAGGGCAAACAAAGUGGUCCAACAGCAAACCGUGAUGUAGUAUUUUACCGAAAGGCUUUGGAUUCCUUGAAACCUUGUGAUGUGGAGUGGCUACCUUAUAGAAAUAUGGAUAGUAUGCUAAUUCCAGAAAACAUUAAAAGUUCUCUGAUACUUGGGAGGGCGAAGACUAUGCUGAUAUGCUUCGACAAGGCAGAGAGACAUCUACCUAGCCGUUGCUUAAGGCAGUAUGGUAUGCUUCAGGGAAUCCCAGAAGAUGUUCCACGGUGGGAAAGAAAAAGCAGGGGUGUUGAUGGAGGAGUUGACCUAUCAGCAAAAAUGGAAGUUGAACUUAAUGAAUGGAGAGACCGUGGACUCCAGAUUGUCGAUGGUGAUGAUAGUGUAGAUGAAAAUGAAUACAUGCAAUGGUACCUGAAAAUUACUCGUAGGUUUGUUGGGAGGCCUAUAUCUCUCUCGUCUGAGUUUCAAAGGACGAAUGCUGGUUUGAGGGAUAUUGCACACAUAGCAGAUACAUUCUCAACCAAAGGGUUGGAUCAGCAGCAAAUUGAUCUGAUUUCAAGGAUAAGAUACAUUGCACAUGAAUGUUUAAGAGACCAAGUUGGAGGUCCAAUUAUAUUGUCCUCCAUUCCCCAAAUCGAACUCGGUAAACGAAUUAGGGGAAAAGAGAGGGUCAGAAGGAAGGGUACAGGAAAACGUAUAAGGAAGGAGGACCAUUUGCAAUAUAAUGCAAUUAGUGAAGAUGAUCACUCUCAUUUUUGUGAUUCUGCCAUUGAGGUUGAUCAAUUACAACUCCAUCACAUGAAUAGAGAUCUGGAACAUCCGGAGUUAUGUUCUGUUGACUCGGAGGUUGAUCAUUUACCGCUGAUUCAUGAAGUUGAUGAGGAUGAUAGUAUGCAGUUAUGUGAGGCCAACAUAGGGGUUGACCAUUCUGACAUGAUACAUAAUGCUGCUGGGGGAAAUAUGGCUGAGUUAACCCAUGCUGAUAUUAAACUUGAUGAAGCUGAGCUAUGCGUCGCACCUAAGGAUGUUGAUGACCUGCAUUUAUCUGAUACUAUCAAUGAAGUUACAAAUACCCAGAUUUGUGGUGCAAUGGAUACUGGUGAUCCACCGCAUUUUUCUACAUCUAAGGAAGCCAAUUAUCAUUCAACCGAGGAUGUUAAUAUGCCAAAGUUUCCAGGCACAGGUAACAAUGUUGACAAUUCAGAGCUUUGCCAUGGCACUAUUAAGAGCUCUCCUCAGACAGGUGAACUAGCUGCUGAGAUUAUUUCAGAGUCAUCAUUUGUUGUACCUCACGAGGAUAUAAUGCAGAAAGGAAAUAACAAUAUUUACAUAAAACAAAGAUGAAUAUGCAGCAGCCCAAGGCUAGUGCUUAAAUUUUUUUAAGCUGUCUGAUGACCUUGGGAUGUAAAUUCUUUUGUACUGCAUAUUGGUAGGUUAAGAUACUACAUUUUUUGCCCCAUCAAUCGUAUUUGAGUACACAUGGAAGUAGUUGAAGCAAGUAGGAUAGCCCAAAAGGAAACAAUCGUUUGCUACCACUACUGGUGAGAAAAUCUUUUCUAUAGAAUCUCCAAUAAGUUGCAUCCUACAAUACAAUCACUGUAGGUAAUAUCUUCUUGAAGUUAUUUUCUGCUCUUGUUGCUGAAUGUUUUUCUAAACUGUGUUUGGGUCAGUCUGAAGAACUGCAGUAAACAGAUGGUCCAUUUUAGAUGUCAGUUUCUGCCCAAUUUUGCUGUUCAUUCCAGGAGUGUUUGAUUCCCUUUGUUGGUUUCUAAUAGCUCACCCCAAAUAUUUAUAUUAUAAACCCAUAAAAUAGACUCGAGUGUUCUUAUUUGAUUCUUCUGUUCUUCUCUCGUCUAUGGUGACUUCAGAUCAGAAAACAAAGAAAAAAAGAAAAAAGGUAAAGGGCCAAAGGGCCAAAGGGCCAAAGGGCCAAAGGGACCCAUAAAUCUGAUUGCAAAAGGACUCUCUCCCAGUUUCAGGGUCUGAUUUAUUUCUGGGUCAGAUUGUUAUAAGCCUGAAUUAAUUUGCAUUGUUUUGAGGCUACGUUCUUCAGAAGACCAAUAUUUCCUUUAUCCUGUUUUCUUGGUUGUCAUUUCACUCCAAGAAAUGUGGGAAUAGUGCUUAGCUUGUGGCAAUAGUGCUUAGCUAUCUGAAUCCACUUCUUGUUGUGACCAUAUUCAGCGUCUUUUGGGGCUUUCUUCAUAUCUAUUGAGCUAUAAGUUUUUGGCAGUUCACUAUUUUACUGUACAUAAUUUGUGCAAAGUUGAAUAUUCUUAUUUGGUUCUUGAAGUUGGAAAUCAUUGAUGUCCCUAAA
This is a messenger RNA of Cucumis melo (muskmelon), 3766 nucleotides long. Its product is annotated as protein MAIN-LIKE 2-like. The record is from RefSeq and is a predicted model, not a curated record. The transcript has 8 exons. Bases 616 to 2796 code for a protein of 726 amino acids. Gene Ontology annotation, biological process: meristem development; meristem maintenance. NCBI's taxonomy places the organism in Eukaryota, Viridiplantae, Streptophyta, Magnoliopsida, Cucurbitales, Cucurbitaceae.